AUGGAGGCGAAGGCUGAGAUACCAAGGCAGAGUGACGUCUCUCCCAAGGAGCUGUCCGGGACACAUGUCGACACGGCCCAACAGGGGGCUGCCGAGUUUGACGACAGGGAACUCGGUGAACAUGGAGCUGAUCAUCAUGAUGGGCACCACGACGCUGAGCCAACUGGCGCGCGGAAGGAGGGGAGCGCUAGGGCUGCCGAGUUUGACGACAGGGAGCUGGAUGAAGCUGAGGCCAAGGAGUUGGAGGGGCAUUCAGAGGCCAGUGAUGCCCCGCCGCCUCGCCGCCUCUCCGUGGGGUCUGUGCUCAAUGCCAUUGAGGAAAAGGAAAAGGAGCUGAAGGAGCUGGAGGCACGCGAGAACUCCGUUGAGGUGCAGCUGCAGGUGUACAGCGAAGUAAUUGGCCUGCGCAAGGAGCUUCAGGUUGUCAAGAAGGAAACGGAGCGGAUGAGGCGGCAGCUUGCUGAUGUCGAUGAGCUGGUAGCGAAGUA
Messenger RNA from Trypanosoma rangeli, 488 nucleotides. RefSeq lists its product as uncharacterized. The transcript has a single exon. The annotation marks the transcript as partial. Lineage: Eukaryota; Euglenozoa; Kinetoplastea; Trypanosomatida; Trypanosomatidae. The record is from RefSeq and is a predicted model, not a curated record.